This is a messenger RNA of Sphaerulina musiva SO2202, 2167 nucleotides long. Its product is annotated as WD40 repeat-like protein. The transcript is spliced from 2 exons. Gene Ontology annotation, cellular component: Cdc73/Paf1 complex; large ribosomal subunit. The record is from RefSeq and is a predicted model, not a curated record. Gene Ontology annotation, biological process: translation. Bases 1 to 1359 code for a protein of 452 amino acids. Lineage: Eukaryota; Fungi; Ascomycota; Dothideomycetes; Mycosphaerellales; Mycosphaerellaceae. Gene Ontology annotation, molecular function: structural constituent of ribosome; protein binding.
AUGGCGACCAUACGCGCCCCUUCGACGACUUUCCUCUCUGCGUUUCUGCCGGUUGUACGCGCGCGAUUAUUACCACACCAGGAGCAGGCAGUGCGGCGCAUACCUCUUCUACACCAGAUACAACAACUACGAGCAGCGGCGAGCUUACUGCCUGCUGUGCUUGUGCCCAUACCAUCGCUAUUGGAGCACAUAUGGGACGGCAUAUUGAAGGCAGUCCCGAAAAAGAAGACCAGUCACAUGAAGAAGCGCCAUAGGCAGAUGGCGGGAAAGGCUCUGAAGGAUGUCACGGCAUUGAACAAGUGCAGCGCAUGUGGGAGGACGAAACGUGCGCAUGUGCUGUGUCCUUAUUGUCAAUACCUCCAAACGCUGACCAUCCCGGACGCGCAUCCCACCGACAUCUUCUCGCUCGCCGUCACGCCCUCACACCUCCUGACCGCUUCCGGCUCGUCCAGUAUCAAGAUUUACAGCACCCGCGGGCAGACCAUCCACGCCGACAGCACCGAAGACGAGAACCCAUAUCCACUCACGCAGACACUCGACAAAGUGCACCCUCUCGGCUGCCACCACAUCUGUGCCAGUCUCGACGGCAAAGUCGCCGCAAGUGUGGGUUUCGCUGGCGAUCUACGAGUAUGGCACUACAAUGACGAAAGUGGGCAAUGGCAGCCCAAAGGCUCCAUCGUGCCCUCGGACAAGAAGACGGCAGCUGGUGAGCACUGGGCGCCAGCGCUGAACGAGAACGGACAGUACCUUGCUGUCACCACCUCUGAUGGCCGUGUCAAUGUCUAUGACACCUCCUCCCUUGACACAUCCGAUGGGAGUGCAGCAGCAUCCGUAGAGAAGAUCACGACUUAUGCCACCAAAGGCUCCUUCGGCAUGUCCAUCGAUAUCUCCCCCAAUGGCGAAAUGACUGGAACGGGCCACCAGAGCGGCAGCAUCUACAUCUUCAACAACUCCACCAAACGUCUCGCACAUUCCCUCUCAGGACUCAUCAAACCCGUCCGAUCCGUGAAGUUCUCCCCAGCAAACCGAUACUUGGCUGCUGCAGGUGACGCGAGGAUCAUUGCACUGUAUGACACGCAAUCUGGAGAGCAAGUUGCAAACUUCACAGGACAUGGCAGCUGGAUCAUGACUUUGGAUUGGAACUUCAGUGGAGAAUACCUGCUGAGUGGGAGUUAUGAUGGCAAAGCUAAGAUUUGGAGUAUUGAGAGGAGGGAAUGUGUCGCUACACAGACGGAGAGUGAGAAGUGCCUGUGGGCCGUCAAGUGGUUGUGGCAUAGUCCUACCGCGAGGAAUGAGGUGUUCGUAGGGGCCGGGGCGGGGCGGAGUUUGAGUUUCUAUCGAGAGGCUAGUGGGACUUGAGAGCGAGGGUCCAGGUGAAGAGAGACGCGAUGACUACACCACGCUCACGCUGGUGGUGAAGUGGCUGCCAUGAUCACUUGCAGAAUGCAAUGGUGACAUCGUUGCUGGACACAGAUUUGAUCCCAGAUGGUAUAAGGGUUCCAAGGAUGGUUGGAGAACCAGCCGACGACUUCAUGUACGAACACGAUACCCAUGGCUCGAUGCUGACCGCAAAAUAGAUUGAACAUUUUAAGGAGAUACGGAAACGUAUUACCAAACAUUAACUAACAUACACAUCCCAAUCAUGACCUCCGCUUUCAACGAGUUCGCCCACUUGUAGCUCGACUGCUCUCCCUACCCUUUGCCGACAAUUGGACAUCUCACUUGCCACUCAAGUUCCUCGCACUACGCCUGCGACCCUUGCCAUCCCAGACAGUCCCAAAUCCUCCACCAGCCCGCUCACCCUGGUUACGAGGUGCUUGAUGCGUGGCUCCUGCUGGCCUUUGGACAAAUCCGUAUCUACCUCCGGACGGCCUGGGGUCAACACGGUUGCGUCGUUGGACCCCCGAGACACCGGCUGUGCCAAACAUGCCAGCGUUAGUGGAAGGUUCAUACCGUGCAUUGUUGCGUAGAACUCCAGAGACACCGGCACGACCUUGUGUACCAGAAUUGACAUGUGGUUGACGGGUCGCAUUGCUACGAGCGAGGUGAGACUGACCUGCCACUCCGAAAGCGCCAGUGUUGGCUCCCGGUCGGCGGAUCGCGUUGCGGCGCUGGAUGCCAUAAGAAGCAGCCCCGGGACCUAUGGGACGAGCGUAGUGAUCUUCGU